UAAUUUUUCAUUAAAAAACGUCAAGAAAUACAAAUGCUUGUCCUCUUUGUAGUUCAGUGAUCAGUCCAUAUUCCCAUUUUUUCUCGCGUUAGUAGAUCGCCGAUGAAGUGUCCAUAUUGUUUGGCGGCGCAAGGUCGGUGCGCUACCACGACCACUGGCCGGUCCAUAACAGAGUGCUCCUCGUGCGGUCGAGUCGUCGAAGAGCGCCAAUUCCAAAACCACCACCUCUUCCACGUGCGUGCUCAAGAUACACCUCUCUGCCUCGUCACCUCCGACAUCCCCGCUCCGGCUUCCGCCUACCAAGUCAACGAAGAGGACCCGUUUGAGCCCACGGGCUUUAUAACGGCCUUUUCCACAUGGUCCCUCGAGCCCAACCCGCUCUUCCUCCGCUCCUCUCUCUCCUUCUCCGGCCACCUUGCGGAGCUUGAGCGGACUCUAGAGCUUUCUUCGUCUUCAACUCCGUCGUCAACGUCGUCGUCGACGGUUGUGAUGGAUAAUUUGAGGGCAUAUAUGCAGAUUAUCGACGUGGCGUCGAUUUUAGGGUUGGAUUGCGACAUAUCGGAUCACGCGUUUCAAUUUUUUAGGGAUUGUUGUUCGGCUACCUGUUUGAGGAACCGGAGCGUUGAGGCGCUUGCUACUGCUGCUCUUGUUCAGGCCAUUAGGGAAGCUCAAGAGCCCCGAACCCUGCAGGAAAUCUCUAUUGCUGCCAAUGUACCACAGAAAGAGAUUGGCAAGUACAUCAAGAUACUGGGAGAAGCUUUACAAUUAAGUCAGCCCAUCAAUAGUAAUUCUAUAUCAGUCCAUAUGCCAAGAUUUUGCACUCUCCUCCAGCUCAACAAAUCUGCACAGGAGCUGGCAACUCAUAUUGGAGAAGUUGUGAUCAACAAAUGCUUCUGCACUCGUAGGAAUCCAAUCAGCAUCUCCGCAGCUGCUAUAUAUCUGGCAUGCCAAUUAGAAGACAAACGCAAAACUCAGGCUGAGAUAUGUAAGGUGACAGGUCUCACAGAGGUCACUCUCCGAAAAGUCUACAAAGAGUUAUUAGAGAAUUGGGAUGAUCUACUUCCAUCUAAUUAUACCCCGGCUGUCCCUCCAGAGAAAGCAUUUCCCACAACUGCAAUUGCCACGGGCCGAUCUUCGGUGCCUCGAGUUGAUCCAAUUGACAUGACUUCUUCAUUGGACAGAGAUAAGCAACAAGAUUCCAAGUCCAAUAAGGCUGAUGAAACGGCAGAACCAGGCCUUCAACUUCAAGCUAGAGGCAAAGAUGAUGCAGAAAGCAACUGCAAUUCUUCUGGAAUUCAUACUACUAUGUUGAACUGGCCACCACAGUUCAGGCAACCCUGGCUUCAGUUUGCGUCACCUGGUGUUAGGACAGCAGGAGAUAAAAACCAAACCAUCAUUCGAGGAGACGUUAACGAGCCACAACCAACCUGUCCAAAGUUAGAGCAGAAAGAAGAUACAUCGAAGAUCGAUUCCAAGGGUGCUAGUAGUUCUCUAAGGCCAAGCCAGUUCUCAAACACUCCAGCUUCAAAUUUGAGUACAAUCACUUGGCCAUUUCGUUCACCAGCCUCAUCAGGGCCUUCUCCAAACAUGCCAAUUGUGCAUCCACCAAAGUUACCACCAGGUUAUGCAGAACUUAAAGGUCCCGGCAGUCAAAAUGGAAGUAAAAACACCAAUCCGAAUGGAGACUCCUAGUGAAACAGGUCCUGCCCUCUGCCAUAAAUUGUUAUGGAACAUCAUUUAAUGUAGUGUAAGGUUGCAUUUGUUCUGCAUGAUCAUGCUUGUGCUAGAAUUCAUGAUUUUUCUGCGAGGCAAAUGAAGGAAUGGAAUUCAAAUUUAUGUCUUUCUUUUUCUGAACAAACCCUGUUUUUUGUUUUUUUUUUUUUCUCAAAGAAUUUAUUUUCCAUUUUUUACAAUAAAUUUAUGUCUCUUUUUCUUUGAACUUUUUUGGGUUUGAAAAAACCAGGGCUGGUCCGUGAUUCGUCAGGCGUGACUGUCUGUAUUUUUCGAACCAUCAAAUCCCUCCUAAUGCUUAGCGAAUCCAGCUGUCUAUAACCAGCGUGGCACGUCCGCAAUUUCUUUGAACUUGGUAGGCAUUCUUUUAAUCUUCCCGAUAUUUACGCGCAAAUUGGCGUGUCAAACAUGGCGAGGUCCUCUGCCCGAACUCAUUCUCUCUCAUCUACCCAGAUCCUUCUUGAAAACAAACACACUUACCUCCAAUCUUCACCGUUCAUUUAUCCACGUCAUCGAUCCGUCUCUUCCUCUAUCCAACGGUUCACGUCCCUCCAAUAAUUCACAAAACCACCUCCCCCGCUCCCUUGAACAAAACCGCACCCUUAACCCUAGCCACGGACCACGAGCCGCUCACCUUUUCUCUUGGAGGUUCAUCCCGAGUCGCCCUAACCAAUAAGAAACAAAGAAAAUAAAAAGAAAAAAAGAAAAAAA
Molecule: messenger RNA, 2442 nt
Organism: Durio zibethinus
Lineage: Eukaryota; Viridiplantae; Streptophyta; Magnoliopsida; Malvales; Malvaceae
Product: plant-specific TFIIB-related protein 1
Biological process (GO): DNA-templated transcription initiation; transcription preinitiation complex assembly
Cellular component (GO): nucleus; transcription preinitiation complex
Molecular function (GO): TBP-class protein binding
Source: RefSeq, a predicted model, not a curated record